Molecule: messenger RNA, 1903 nt
Organism: Medicago truncatula (barrel medic)
Lineage: Eukaryota; Viridiplantae; Streptophyta; Magnoliopsida; Fabales; Fabaceae
Product: cysteine-rich receptor-like protein kinase 25
Exons: 7
Coding region: 1-1890 (629 amino acids)
Biological process (GO): protein phosphorylation; defense response to bacterium
Cellular component (GO): plasma membrane
Molecular function (GO): ATP binding; protein serine/threonine kinase activity
Source: RefSeq, a predicted model, not a curated record
AUGGCUUACUCUAAAAUUCUCUUUCUCUCAAUCCUUAUUCGAUUCUUUUGUUUUGCAACUAUCAAGGCACAGGACUCUACUUUUCUGUAUUCCAAUUGUUCCACCAAUCGUACCACAGCCAAUAGCACCUUCCAAACUAAUCUCAUGACCCUCCUUUCUUCCUUGUCAUCAAAAGCCACAGGCAACACCGAAUUCUACAACAUCACAGGAAACCCCUCUGAUUCUGUCUAUGGAUUGUUCAUGUGCAGGGGUGAUGUCACCUUUCAAAUCUGUGAUGAAUGCAUAGUUAAUGCAACUCAAAAACUGUCCUUAGAUUGCCCAUUAUCCAAACAAGCUGUAAUUUAUUACGAAAAUUGCAUGGUUCGAUACUCCAAUGAGUCUUUCUUUUCCACUGUUGAUACAAAUCCUUCGUUUGUAAUGUGUAAGUCCGCCAACGUCUCAAACACGACAAGCUUCGAGCCUUUAUUGUCUUCAACUAUGCAUCAAACUGCAGACAUGUACAAGAAGCAGGCAACAAAAGAUGCACGUCGACUUAUUGGAACCAUAAACAAGAACUUUGCAACAAGAGAAGCACGUUUCAAAAAUCAGACCCUGUACUGUCUAGAACAGUGCACGCCGGACUUGUCCCCUAACAAUUGCAGAACCUGUCUCCAUAGAGCUAUUGAAUAUCUUCCUAUGGUUUGUGAUGGAAAGGAGGGUGGGAGAGUUGUUUUUCCUAGCUGUAAUAUUAGGUAUGAACUAUAUCCUUUUUAUAGGUCUAUCAAUACUACUUCUUCACCAAAUGAGCUUGUUCCGCCACCUGGGAAUCCUUCUCCAUUACUAGACAAUGCAGUUGGUGAAGAAAGUGCGACUUUAGAACCACUACAAUUCGAUUGGGUGGUAAUUGAAGCAGCAACCAACAACUUUUCUACUGACAAUUACAUUGGCAAAGGCGGGUUUGGAGAGGUUUACAAGGGAAUACUUGUUGAUGGACGAGAAGUGGCUAUAAAAAGGCUUUCAAAAAGUUCUAAUCAAGGUGUAGAAGAGUAUAAGAAUGAAGUUUUGUUGAUAGCCAAGCUUCAACAUAGAAAUCUAGUGGCAUUUAUUGGUUUUUGCCUUGAAGAACAAGAGAAAAUACUUAUUUAUGAAUUUGUGCCCAACAAAAGUCUUGAUUUCUUUCUAUUUGAUUCUCAAAAACAAAAGUUGUUAACUUGGGGUGAACGCUUCAACAUCAUAGGAGGAAUUGUUCGAGGGAUUCUUUAUUUGCAUGAUCAUUCACGACUCAAAGUUAUACAUCGGGAUCUCAAACCUAGCAAUAUUCUAUUAGACGAAAAUAUGAUUCCUAAAAUUUCAGAUUUUGGUUUGGCUCGGAUUGUUGAAAUAAGUCAAGAUGAGGGAAAUACAAAUAGAAUUGCUGGAACAUAUGGUUAUAUGUCUCCGGAAUAUGCAAUGCUUGGACAAUUUUCUGAAAAAUCUGACAUUUAUAGUUUUGGAGUUAUGCUUUUAGAGAUUAUUGCUGGAAAGAAGAAUAAAAGUCCAUUUACUCCACACCAUGUUGCUUAUGACCUCUUGAAUCAUGUAUGGAGACAGUGGAUGGAUCAAACACCUUUAAGUAUAUUGGACCCAAAUAUUAAAAAAGAUUAUUCUACAAAUGAAGUCAUUAAAUGCAUUCAGAUUGGUCUGUUAUGUGUUCAAAAUGACCCGAAUGCUAGACCUUCAAUUGUGACAGUUGCUUCUUAUCUUAGCAGUUAUGCAAUUGAAUUACCAACUCCAAAAGAACCUGCGUUUCUCUUGCAUGGUAGAACUUAUUCCGACGUUCUUGCACAAGAAUCAAGUUCUACUCAAUCUGCCAAUAGUUCUGCACUUUUCUCAUACAAUCAAAUGUCUGCAAGUACUUUUAUUCCUCGAUAGUUUAUUAAUUUUU